This is a messenger RNA of Carassius carassius (crucian carp), 977 nucleotides long. RefSeq lists its product as uncharacterized. The record is from RefSeq and is a predicted model, not a curated record. The transcript is spliced from 2 exons. Bases 119 to 901 code for a protein of 260 amino acids. Lineage: Eukaryota; Metazoa; Chordata; Actinopteri; Cypriniformes; Cyprinidae.
UGCAACUUCACACACAGAAAUACUCCCUUAUGCCCCAGGACGCUUGCAGAGUUGGCCUGAUGUCUUCCCAGUUCCUCAAUUUUCUUAUGAUGUCGAGCACAGCCUCAAUGGUGGAAAUAUGGCCUAUCAAAACAGUGGAAAGUUCUUAAAAUUAACUAAAGGCCAAAAACACGACAUUCUAGAAAAUAUGGCCAAGGCAAUGCACAGCUUUAAGGCUUACCCCAGCGACAAAGAAGUAGCUAAAGCAGCUGAGGCUCUUAUUUCGAAGCACCCCUGCCUCACAGAACCAGGAAGUCAAUGUGGAUGGUAUGGCUGGAAGACAAGUUUAAAGUUUAAAAUGGGCAACUUUCGCAAAAAACUCAGCAGAUCUGGCUGUGAAGAGGUGGCUGUUAACUGGGGGAAGAGAAGCCAAAAUAAUCCAGAGAGGGAGUCUCCCCACUCCAACAUCAAAAGAGCUCGUCGAGCUGAGGUAAACUACCUACCAAAUUUUCCAAAAGGAGAGAGUGCUGAAAGCUUGGAACAACAAAGAUUGCAAAUAGUUGAGGAAGUGUCUAAGACAGAAAGAAGUCUUGGGCUGAUAGAGAGACUCAUGCAAAGUACAUUUGCUCUGCGUCGCAAACAGAUCAUUGUAGAUAACCCAUCACAACCAGUGAAGGACUUUUUGGAAAAGUGGCCUGCACUUCGUUUGGAAUCUCAGAUUGCUGCAGAAUUCCACAGAAUUACUAAUAUCAGCUUGAAAAACAAGUUCUAUGCAGAGCUGGACAACCAUACUCCUCGACUGAUUGCUGUUUACAGGCAGAAGGCUGCCCGUACAGGCAAGGCAGCAGAAGCACUGAGAAGCAUCUGUAGUGCCUAUAAUCUUACGGUGAAUUUUGUUAAUUACAUUUAUAGUACAAGUUAAUUGGUUAAUGUGCACAAGUUUUUUACUGCUAUCUGGUAAUUGUUUAAACCUGACUUUGAACUUUUUUUGCUUUAAA